CACUCGGCCGCAGACGGUCUGCCGACGACGCGAGCCCAUGCCACGACCUGCCGUCGCCCUCACGGGCGCCUUCUCGGGACUCCUGGUCCUGCUGCUGAUGCACGCCCUCGCAGAGACCGCGACCGGAGCGAUCUCCUUGUCCAAGGCCGAGGUCGACGAGUUCUUGAAGCAAUACAAAGACGACGAACGGAAAGUUUGUCCGAGCUCUUGCUCGGAACAGCACCGCUCCAGGAGGGUGGUCGGAGGGCGGGACGCUGGUGAACCUAUCCCGUUCAUGGCCAGCCUGCAGAAGAACGUGACAGGGCUGUCCAAGCCUUUCCCGUUCUGCGGUGCCAGCAUGCUGACCGAGAAACACCUCGUCACAGCCGCUCACUGCCUCAAAAAUAAAACGGCGUCCAUGCUGUCGGUGAACGUGGGCGACUACAACCUGUCAUCGAGCGACGACGCCCAAAAUAUAGUGCGCAACGUGCUGAGCUUCAUACAGCACGAGGAGUACAUCAUUCCCACCUACGACAACGACAUAGCCCUGCUUACGCUUGUGGAGCCGAUCCCGUGGGAGUCUCUGACGACGGUAGCCCUUCCUCCCGUUAACUCGGACCUGGUUCAGGACACCACGGUGUGCGUCAUGGGCUGGGGAAGGCUCCAGUAUGAGGGCGCCAAGCCGACCACCCUGCAGAAGCUGUGCAUGCCCUCGGUCAACAGGAGCGAGUGCCAGAAGCCGCUUUCGCACAAAGUGAACGAGAACAUGAUUUGCGCCGGCGGCCGCGAGGGCGAGGACGCAUGCGUGGGUGACUCCGGGGGCCCACUGAUGGUGCAAGCCGGAAACUGCGAGGCGAUCUGCGGAGUUGUGUCUUUCGGAAAGAAAUGCGCCCUCAAGGACGUGUACGGCGUGUAUACCCGGGUGGGCCUCUUUGUUCCCUGGUUGUACGCGAACACUCGGGACGCCAAGUGCAAGCCGUACGUCAGCGACGGGCAAAACUACCCCGACAUGACUGGCAUCACCACCAAGCCUGCACUGCCGGACCCAGUCCCCGACAACCACAUCUAGACUGACGGUCUGCUAUAUAAGCGAUUUGCCGAUAUUUUACUUGAAAAGUGCGUCUAUGAGAGGUGUCCUGGCGCUCAGAUUUUUUUUUUUCCUCUCGAACCACGUUCGACGUUUCAUUGCUCUCGGGAAAAGGGCAAUAAUUCAGCGCUGCCGCUUAUGCGCCCUAGCCAAUUACCGAACUGCUGCGCAGCUAUGGAUUAUUGCGAAAGAAACCAGUAAGUGAGAGUCGUCGCGAAAUGUGGUACCCUAAAAAAAAAUACCAGGAUUGCAUAUCUUCGCAAAUUUUGAGCGCCCGCGACAUGGCAUGAGAAGCACUUUUCAACGUAAAUGUGGUAGCUUUCGCGAAAACACGUGCACGUACGAGAACCAGCUCUUGGAGGGGGGGGGGGGGGGUUCAGUCACACCUGCGGUCUAUAGCGAGGGCUUUAGCUGCCGAGUGAUGUGGUCCCACCGCUGGAAAUGGACGUGCGGCCACAGCUGCACAGCCUGAAAACGUUUGUUUUUUAGCAGACUGUUUUUUUUAAAGAAACUCGUUUUUUUUUUUUAGCUAUAGUACGGACGCCGGUUUGAGUGACCCCACUCCUAAGUUAAAUUCUGGUUCCGUGUCUGGAUGCGCUUAAAGAACACGGUAGUAUCAUAUUUUUUUAGGGAGGUGAUAACGAUCACCGCAACCUUUCCACGAGUGCACGAGUAUUUUAUUUACCAGCGCGCACGUUUAGGGCAUACUAAGCUUACGACAGAGACUUAUUGGCAACGCCAAUACAGCCCGCCAUGAAGACGUAUGCCGAUGCAGGAAAGAGGAAAAUUUUCGAACACGAUUGCGCUCGUUCACUUCUUUAGUGAAGCUGGAACACGUAGCCGCGGGCCGAGGACGCAGUAGACGCCAUGCACCCCGAGGUUCUCCUGUCAAAGCUUUUGCAACAAAUGGCGGGAGAAAGCGGUUGGUUUCACCAUCGUUAGUCGUGCUAAAAUGGCUUCGUUUUCUUACUCGCGUGACGGCAAAUGUGGGGCACGUCGGCGUCCCGUCCACUAGCUGAACCGUUUCCCUCACGUUUAAAAAAAAGUUCCAACAACGCAUCCACCUCGCUAAGACAGAGAAAAACCAACAGGGAGGUUUAGAAUAACGUUUCCAAGCGAUGCGGCCGUUGCGGGCAUAGCUGGCGCCAUACGAGAUUUAGAAUAGCGUUAGCCCUCCUGCAAACCGCAACGCACGAUCGCAGCGACACCGUAGCCUCGAAACUAGCGUUUGCGGGCCACAUGCGGGCCGCGAUCGCCGCACGCUAUUUCGGAUUUUCUGCGCGCGGUCCGCGAACGCCGACUCGUGUUACGACGCAUGCGCAUUGGCAGCGACCGCACCGCAAGAGCUCGCGGCGCGCUAUUCUGAAACUCCCUAAUGUCGCUCAAAGUUAAUGAGUGCCAAAGAUAACAAUGAUAACGUGUAGAAGAAACUCGUUUUAUUUUAAUACACACCUCACAUCUAGUCAACUAAAUGAAUGGCCCCAGCUAUAAGCCAUAGAGACCGGUACGGGGCGGUCGUUUAGGGCUUCUUGCAAAAUACCUAUUUACUCCAUAUUACCAAUGUUGAAGUUUUCUUGUUCUUGUAUACUUUAUAAAUGUACGACGAUUGACUUGAGAACUACUUGUUACUGUUGUAAAAACAAGAACAAAUGUAUAGGUCGAAAUAUAGUAAGCCUCGCGUUAACAAAACAAUAUAUACUUAUAAUCUCUUCUAUAUCAUACUGUAGCUCAACGAGUGUGCAUAUUCGCUUUCUUUUUUAGGCGUGUGACAAAUUUGCGAAUAGUUUAGAGGCGUGUAGGAUGUGAUUAAAAUGCCAGGAUUUCAUGGAUCCGGCCGCGCUAUGCACGCAAAAUCGCGAGUGAAUUUUCUGCUAGAGCAGUGCCCAAAACUGCACCGGCUUCCUCCUCAAUUAAUGAAGCGCGUUUAAACUGACCGAUUUUCAGUGCGCGACCUGCCCCCGUGCUCUGAAUACGACGGCUGUCCCUCUGCCGUGCAGCUGCAAUAAAAUCGGGCUGCUCCUGGCACACCCAAGAUAGGCGGAAGCGCGAAUGAGUGCGCCAGCAUGCACGCCGGCAUCGUUUCCUAACAGAAACAACUGAGGAAAUAGGCCAAUAUAGGCGCACGCAUACGCCGUGCCUUGAAAUAGUGGCUUAGGGAGCUGUGCUAGCAUUACGGCAGCGAAGCCAGAGCCAGAGACAAUGACAGCCAGAGCCAGAGACAACGAUAAGCAACACAGACCGUUUAGAUCUCAAGCACAUAUACCGUCAGUUGUGCGGCUCAGUAAAUAUAAAUAGAACAAAACGCCAACACAUGUGAUGGAAAGAAGCUAACGACGCGUUACCUAUAUGUGCAAUUUGACAGAACUCCACAUAGCUCUGACCUAUUAUAGUGCAUUUCCAUACUGUUUAUCGAGCAAUCACUACCAAGAUCAGCACGGUUGAAAUCCGGGCAUGUCCGUACAUAUACCGUCGUGAGGAAACAGCGCUGAAUGAACGGGCAACCCGGCAGUCCGCGCAGCUUUGCCAUAAGUCGUCGAAGACCGGAGAAUUACGAGUAUUCAGGAUAUUAUUCCGUUGUCCCGUCAUAUCGUUAUAGCGAUCCAAAUACCUGUGAGGCUUAUACCGCAGUAAAUUCAGUAUAUGCCCAGCGCCACCUCGCCACCGCUCACCUUGGAAUAGUUCUGAGGCACGAAAACGCGAAAUCACGCUUCCAGAAUGUGCAAUAAAGUUAAAUCUUGAUCGAUCCGUGCAGUGUGGUGAAAACUGAGGCUCGUACGUGUUCUGCGCAAAAAAA
Molecule: messenger RNA, 3860 nt
Organism: Rhipicephalus microplus (southern cattle tick)
Lineage: Eukaryota; Metazoa; Arthropoda; Arachnida; Ixodida; Ixodidae
Product: trypsin-1
Biological process (GO): proteolysis
Molecular function (GO): serine-type endopeptidase activity
Source: RefSeq, a predicted model, not a curated record